AUGCGGUUUGGUAAAACACUACGCAACGCGGUGUACCCGCCCUGGAAGGGAAAGUACAUCGACUAUACCAAAUUGAAGACCCUUCUGCGGGAACAUGAUGUCACUGGCGAGGAUGCUAGUGACUCGGACGACAGUCAAUGGACCGAGCAGGAUGAGGAGGCCUUUGUGCAGGAAUUGCUCAAUGUGCAGUUGGAUAAGAUAAAUACUUUCCAAUCAGAGACUUCGCAACAGCUCCGCGAGCGUACCUCCGCCUGCGAGACCAAGUUGCGCCCUUUGGCUCUCGCCGGAAACCAGGAAGAACCCGCCCUUGAUGAGCAAGAGAAGCGCAAGAUUGCUUCGGAAACCCUCCAAGAGCUGGACAGCAUCACCAAAGAGGUCAGCGAAUUGGAAAAGUACAGCCGCAUUAAUUUCACCGGCUGCCUCAAGGCAGCCAAGAAGCACGAUCGGAAGCGUGGCGCCCGCUAUCGUGUGAAGCCCCUCUUGCAAGUCCGUCUGUCACAACUGCCCUUUAACUCGGAGGACUACUCCCCCUUGGUACAUCGCCUGUCAGUGAUGUACUCGUUUGUGCGCGAGACCUUGAGUCAGGACAUUGUCCAGCCAAAGGAGAUGGAGCGUGGGUUUGACCGGGAUGUCUAUUCGUCCUACAAGUUCUGGGUGCAUGUCGAUAAUGUUCUUGAGGUCAAGACCUACAUCCUCCGUCGCCUGCCUGUGCUCAUCUACAACCCGGGGUCCUCUAAAAACCUGGAUUCCCUAACUGACGACCCCACGAUUACUUCGCUCUACUUUGAUAACUCCCAAUUCGACCUCUACAACCAAAAGGUUGCACGCGCCUCUGAGGCUGGCUCUUUGAGACUGCGCUGGACUGGUCAACUCAAGGACAAGCCGCCCAUCUUCUUAGAGAAGAAGAUCGUCACCGAAGACGAUAGCAGCCGUGAAGUUAAGGUGCAGCUGAAGGAGAAACAUAUCAAGGAGUUCCUAGACGGCGAGUAUCACUUGGACAAGAAGGUGCAUCGGAUGGAAGACAUGAGCAAUGGCGAGAGCUCGGCUGAAGCGGCGUCCCUGAAGAGCAGCGUGGAGGAGCUACAGUCCUUCAUCAAGGAAAACAACCUGCAGCCCAUGCUGCGUGCCAACUACACUCGCACUGCGUUCCAGAUCCCGGGUGACGAUCGCAUUCGUAUAUCCCUCGACACCAACCUUGCCCUGAUCCGUGAGGAUGCCCUCGACCGCGAGCGACCUUGCCGCGAUCCCUCCGAGUGGCACCGCACGGACCUGGAUAGCUCUACUAUGUCAUAUCCCUUCAGCGCCAUCAGAACCGGCGAGAUUGUCCGCUUCCCACACGCCUUGCUCGAGAUCAAACUCCGCGGUCGGGCCCACGAUGCUGAGUGGGUAAACGACUUGAUGUCUUCUCACCUCGUGAAAGACGCCCCCCGUUUCUCUAAAUUCGUCCACGGCACUGCGCAGCUGUUCGAAGAUUAUGUGAAUAGCUUCCCCUUCUGGCUCGGCGAACUGGAGAACGAUAUUCGUCGCGAUCCUGAGACAGCUUUCCAUGAGGAACAAGAGCGUCUAGCCAAGCGUGCCGAGGAGGAUAUAGCUGUUGGCAGUUUCCUGGGUGGAGCGGGUAGCCCCAGCGGUCCGCUGUCAGCAUCUCCUUUCAGCCGCUGGGGAGAGCCCGGAAACCGCUCUGUACUCCGUCGGCCUUCGGGCUUCAGUGAAGUACAGCAUCAGCCACGACCCCGCAUCUCAGCUGUCGAGCCCCAGCGUCGCGAGCCAGAGCCGGUCGCAGAGCCGGCCGCAGAAGCCGAUGUGCCUUCAUCCCGCUUUGCUUCUGUUAUGCAAUCCCUGGGCAUUUCCUCCAAAAACUGGACCGGACGGGAGGUCGUCUCCUUGCCCCCUGGUGUGCGACACCCUGGUAUCUGGAUCAAGGAUGCUGGUCCUGUUCGUGUGGAAAGCAAGGUGUGGCUUGCCAACCAGCGAACCUUCAUCAAAUGGCUGCACAUCAGUAUCCUGCUCUCCAGUCUGUCUCUGGGCCUUUACAAUGCCGCCGGCAAGCACAACAAGAUUGCUCAGGCUCUGGCUAUCGUAUACACCUUCUUUGCUCUGUUCUCUGCCGCUUGGGGCUGGUACAUGUAUGAGAAGCGCGCCCGGUUGAUACGUCAACGCAGCGGAAAGGAUCUGGACAACAUGUUCGGUCCUCUUGUUGUCUGCAUUGGAUUGGCCGUUGCUCUCGUCCUCAACUUCGCUUUCAAGUACAAGCACAUGUUGGGCCAAGCUCACGACAACGUUCCCAAUGUUGGAGUUCCUGUCCACAGCAACUCAACUGCCUUUGGCAGCGACACCAGUGCCGCCUCCUGGAGACUCAUGAACCAGGCUCAGCAGGUGCUGUAA
This is a messenger RNA of Penicillium macrosclerotiorum, 2385 nucleotides long. Its product is annotated as SPX domain protein. Bases 1 to 2385 code for a protein of 794 amino acids. The record is from RefSeq and is a predicted model, not a curated record. NCBI's taxonomy places the organism in Eukaryota, Fungi, Ascomycota, Eurotiomycetes, Eurotiales, Aspergillaceae. The transcript has 2 exons. Gene Ontology annotation, cellular component: vacuolar transporter chaperone complex; fungal-type vacuole membrane.